Messenger RNA from Phodopus roborovskii (desert hamster), 417 nucleotides. RefSeq names its product serine/threonine-protein kinase TNNI3K-like. The transcript has 3 exons. Bases 1 to 408 code for a protein of 135 amino acids. Lineage: Eukaryota; Metazoa; Chordata; Mammalia; Rodentia; Cricetidae. The record is from RefSeq and is a predicted model, not a curated record.
AUGAAGCGUUCAAAUAGAAAGUUCCAGUACAGGUGCCUGUUGGCAUUAGUAAACAAGGCCUUCCAUGCCUUCUCUACCCAGCUUAUGUCUCCUGCCUCAAGUAACAGUAGCGGUUCUCUGUCACCCUCCUCAUCCUCUGACUGCCUGGUGAGCCGGGGAGGGCCUGGCCGGAGCCAUGUGGCAGCUUUAAGGAGCCGAUUUGAGUUGGAAUACGCCCUGAAUGCAAGGUCCUAUGAUGCCUGGUCCCAGAGUGUUGGGACACACUCCAAUCCAGGCCUGUCUUUGGAGGAAAUGAACAGAAGUACCCAAUACUCAACCACUGACAAAUAUGGCUAUGUGUCUGAUCCCAUGAGCCCAAUGCAGUUUCGCUCCUGCCGGAACAGUGGCAGCUUUGAAGACAGCAACUGACAGGCCCGA